Vicia villosa (hairy vetch) is the source of this 1856-nucleotide messenger RNA. RefSeq names its product seed biotin-containing protein SBP65-like. Lineage: Eukaryota; Viridiplantae; Streptophyta; Magnoliopsida; Fabales; Fabaceae. The coding region runs from base 154 to 1686 and encodes 510 amino acids. The record is from RefSeq and is a predicted model, not a curated record. The transcript has 2 exons.
CAACAUACAAAAAAACAACUACAUUAACACAAACAAGUUCAUCAAACAUCUCAAAAAACAUCUAAAGACAAACCGUACAUAGUACUUUUGUUCUGUUCUUUUUUGCAAUACCAACCAAACCAAAACAGAAAAAAAAAAACACAUCCAUCAUCAAUGGCAUCUGAGCAACUAUCUCGCAGAGAAAACAUCACAGCCGAGAGAAAGAUUCACAGCGUGGAAGACAAUGUCCCUCAAAGGACAACCCACUUCGAGCGUAGAGAGACUCGCGAACUUGCACCAAACAUUCAGUCUCUCCCUCGCAACGAGAAUCAAACUUACCUUGAUCGUAGUGCACGUGUUCCUCUGAAUGCAAAUGUAUCGGAAAGCUACCUUGAUCGUGCAGGUGUUCCUUUGAAUGCAAAUUUAGCAGGUGAUAGAGAGAAAAUCGAUACACGAUCUAGAGCGGUUACUGGAACACCUCACAUUAAGGAAGCAUUGGGAAAAGGACAAGUUAUGGGAGAGAGAGGAAGAGUACUUGGUGCUGAAAAUCAAGGUGUGAGAUUGGAGAGAAGUGCUGCGGAGGAAAGAGAGAGAGCAAGAGAAAGAGCCAAAGAGGAAGAAGAGAAAAGGUUAACAUUGGAAGAGAUAUCGAAGUAUAGAAACCAAGCUCAACAAAGUUCAAUGGAAGCGCUUGCAGCAGCACAAGAGAAAUACGAAAGAGCAAAACAAGCAACAAACGAAACACUGAGUAAUACAGCACAAACAGCACAACAGAAAGCAGCACAAGCCAAAGAUGCAACUAUGGAAAAGAGCCAGCAAGGUUAUGAAGCAACGAAAAACACAGUUUCAAAUGCUGCAAAAACUGCGGCGGAGUAUGCUACUCCUGCAGCGGAGAAAGCCAAGUGUGCAGCUGUUCAGGCAAAGGAUAUUACUCUGGAAACUGGGAAGACAGCGGCUGAGAAAGCCAAGUGUGCCGCGGGGAUAGCCGCCAAAGUGGCAGUUGAUUUGAAGGAGAAGGCCACUGUGGCAGGGUGGACUGCGUCACAUUAUGCUACACAGUUGACAGUGGAUGGAACUAAGGCUGUGGCGAAUGCCGUUGAAGGAACUGUUGGAUAUGUUGCACCUAAGGCUUCUGAGCUUGCAGCAAAGUCAGUGGAAACUGUUAAGGGUUUGGCUUCUUCUGCUGGUGAGACUGCAAAGGAGUAUACUGCUAGGAAGAAAGAAGAAUCAUGGCGUGAAUAUGAGGCCAAAAGGGCUACUCAACUUCAGGAAGGUGAAGAAAUCUUGCCAUCAAAUGUGAGCAACUAUACACAAAAAGUGACACCAAGUGGAGAAAGAACUCAAGCACAAGGAACCAAUCUUCAAGAGAAGGUACAAGGAAAAGGAAGUGAUAUAUUAGGAGCUGUGACUGAAACUGUGAGUGACAUUGGAAGUAGCAUGAUUAAACCUAUAGAUAAUGCUGCUAAUACUAAAGUUAAGGAACAUGGUGGCACUACUACUAUUACUCAAAAGGGACAAGAUGCUGGUGGUGGUGUUUUGGAUGCUAUUGGUGAAACUAUAGCUGAGAUUGCACAGACAACUAAAGCCAUUGUUGUUGGUGAAGAUGAUCAAGUUGAAAAGUCAAUGCAGAAGAAUAUUGGGUCAGAUUCUCACUCUCUUGAUCGUGCCAAGCAUGAAGGAUAUAGAGCACCAACAAAAAAUCUUUGAAGACAAUGAAUGUGUUUGUUUGAUGCAGAGGUUUAGUAUUAUGUUAAUCUUAAUUAGCUGUCACUGAAAAAGUUCAAUGUUUUGUGGUUUUGUUUUAUGAAGUUGUGUGAAUAAAUUGCAAUCUCAUUCUUGAGAUUGUCAAUAAUAGCAAGUAUAUCUUCUUAUGUUAA